AUGGAUAAGCUCACAGUUAUCUCAGGAACACUUUUCAUGACUGCAGAUGUCUUUGCUAUUGUGAGUCUUGCAAUGCCAGAUUGGAUAAUUACGGACGUUGGAGGUGAUACUCGUUUAGGAUUAAUGUGGUCUUGUAUAACUUUGUACAACCGCCCACAAGUUUGCUUUACUCCAGAUCUACAACCAGAAUGGUUAUUAGCUUUAAUAUGUAUUUUCUUGGGAUGCAUCUGUAUAACUACAACAGUAAUUCUACUAGCAUCAAGUCAUUUUGAUCGUAAUGUUAUACCUUAUGCACGUUGGGUUGGAUUUGCUGCAAUGGUUGUAUUUUGCCUGGCUGCAGUUAUAUUUCCAAUGGGAUUCCAUGUUGAUGAAAUUGGAGGACAACCUUACCAACUCCCUAAUAGCCACCAAGUUGGGAUAUCUUAUAUAUUAUUUGUACUUUCACUUUGGAUUACAGUAAUAUCUGAAUUAUUUGCUGGCAAAGUAUGCUUGCCACAUUUC
This is a messenger RNA of Brenthis ino (lesser marbled fritillary), 501 nucleotides long. Lineage: Eukaryota; Metazoa; Arthropoda; Insecta; Lepidoptera; Nymphalidae. The record is from the annotation of a GenBank genome assembly.